AUGGCCGAGUGGCUGGGCCAGCCCCUGAGCAGGCCCCGCGGGGCGCAGGGGCGGGACCCGAGGGAAUUCAAAAAAUCGUCAGUGGAAACUGGCUUUAAUGUAACCAGCAAUCCUGUAAGGCUCCUCACUCUGAACCACUCACUGACAAGUGCUUCAGCUGAUAAGCAAGUUUGUCCUGCCCCUGGACUGCCAAUGCCAUUAGGUCUCUGCUGGCCCUAUGCUGAUGGAGACUUCUUUAAGGACAGAAAUGAGCUUCAUAGUAAUUCAUGUUCAACCAUAGAAAACAACACUGGUGAAACUUCAUCUGCUCCAAAUUUGAAAUAUGGAAACAGUAGUGUGGAAGAAAAUUUAACAGAUGAAAGUGAUUUAUCAGAAAAUGAGAAAGCAAAUGAUAGUUUACUUAGCUAUUUUAAAAGGAUGGACCUGAACUUAAAGCCAGAAAAAAUAGAAAACAUUGAAGAAUCUUUCACUGAGGAACCAAAUGAAGUAUUUCCAUAUCCUGAUUUUCUCCCUCCUCCUUUCAAUGCUCUGGACUUGCACAAAUUAGCCCUCUCAAAAUCUGAAAAUUGGAGAGCAACAGUGGACCCUCCAGAAAGCUCUGUUGAACACUUGAUAACUCGUUUACUAGAACUGGAAAGAUUACAACACACGACUGUACAAAAAGAAAGGCCAAGACCACAAACUACUGUCUGUACUCCAGCAGUUACUGAACGACCCUCUUCCUCCAAAGCUAUACCAAAAGUGAGACAGCCAAAACUUUCUGACUCUUUGAGUCUUCAGAUGUCUUGUGUAGAUAAAAGUCGAGAAAAAAGAAAAAACAAUUCUGGUUCUUGCAAGCUUGAACAAAAUGCUUCAAAAUGGAAUUGGAGCAAUGCUGGCAAAUGUAACUGGAAUUCUAGACCACCAUCUCUAAAAAGUUCAUCCACAGCAAAACAACUGAUUGCAACUAAUGAUUUUAAGAAUCCUAAAAGUUCCAUUUUAAAUCCAUGCCAAGAACUCUCAUCCAAGCCUACUACUGCCCAAACAACUCAAUCACUGGUUAAAAUGGUCUCAACAAGAUGUCUGCCACCAAGGUCUCCAAUACCAGUUUCACCGAUACCUCUGUCCAAGGCCGAGUCGGACGGGGCGCCCGCCAAGCCCUUCGCCCCGCGCGCGGAGGGGCCCCGGCCUCGGGGCGGCAGCGCCCUCGGAGAGGACGCCGGGGAGGACGCGUGGGCCUGCGGCGCCGUGGGGUAA
Messenger RNA from Propithecus coquereli (Coquerel's sifaka), 1236 nucleotides. RefSeq names its product family with sequence similarity 217, member A (gene FAM217A). NCBI's taxonomy places the organism in Eukaryota, Metazoa, Chordata, Mammalia, Primates, Indriidae. The transcript has 3 exons. The record is from RefSeq and is a predicted model, not a curated record. The coding region runs from base 1 to 1236 and encodes 411 amino acids.